Aspergillus tanneri is the source of this 2832-nucleotide messenger RNA. RefSeq names its product putative C6 transcription factor QutA. Gene Ontology annotation, molecular function: DNA binding; DNA-binding transcription factor activity, RNA polymerase II-specific; zinc ion binding. Gene Ontology annotation, biological process: positive regulation of transcription by RNA polymerase II; DNA-templated transcription. Bases 1 to 2832 code for a protein of 943 amino acids. The transcript is spliced from 2 exons. Lineage: Eukaryota; Fungi; Ascomycota; Eurotiomycetes; Eurotiales; Aspergillaceae. The record is from RefSeq and is a predicted model, not a curated record.
AUGAGCAACGACGCCCGCCAAAUUUCUGGGGGCACCAGCAAAGCGAAGCGACGAUUGAUCGAUGCCAACGAAGAUAGCAGACAGAAUCCUGCCCAGGAUGACUAUGCUUCCAAUCCCAAAAGACAACGUGUCUCUCGUGCUUGCGAUAGCUGUCGGUCGAAGAAGGACAAAUGUGAUGGCGUUCAACCAGUGUGCUCGACUUGCGCGUCGCUCUGCAGACCCUGCACGUACAAGGCCAAUCCCAAGAAAAGAGGACUACCAACCGGAUACAUCCGCACCCUCGAGAUAUUAUGGGGUCUCGUAUUCACCAAGAUACAGGGUAGCGAGGAGGUGGUUCGUGCCCUGUUGAGGGCAGCAAAUAUGCCAAGUCAUUUGGCCGCCAUGGGCAAGGAAGCUGAAGGAUCCGAUACACUACUAUCCGCGUGGAAGAGCAGCAUCGUUCUUAAGGACAUCGAGAGGUUGUUGGUGUCUUUAGAGCAACCGGAUGAUGACCAGGACAAAGGGAGUCGACCACUAGCAGACAACUAUUUCCCACCCGAUGCCGAAGGCAGCAGUAUGCUUUCUUCAGAUGCUCUCGAGUGGCAGAUCCCGGAUGAUUUCACAGAGGGAGGAGAUAAUCCAGGGCUGUCCCCGGCCAAAACUCCUACGACUUCUAGAAACAGUGCAACGCGCGUUACUCGCGACUCUACUACCCAGACCUCCUCUCCCACGGAAGUACCCAGUCUCUCACUUGCGCGUCCAUUGGCACAACCUCCACCGGAUUCCCAUUCUGUUAGCCGACCUCGACCAAAACCCUCCCUUCAACUCCCCUCGAAUGCGUGGCAUCUGCUUGAUAUCUACUUUUCCUACACACAGUGCUGGUUUCCUAUUCUAGAAAAACAUAGCAUACUUCGUACAGCCUUUCUCUACUCCGAAAGCGACAGCCCUAUUUCAAUAUCACCUGCAGGAUCUGGGGAUCAUGCAGCGCUUUGCGCGGUUCUUGCUCUUGCAUCCAUCCAGGAAGCGUCCAUUUCUGCCACUCGACAACUGCCAAAGGCUGCUGGUGAGCAGCCAGAUCCUAACCAAUUGUAUAUGACGGCUAGGAGCCUCAUCCCCGGAGAGAAUGGUGUGCAUGAAAUCGGUCAUGCUCAAGCAUUGCUGAUUUUAUCUCUUGUCAAACUGGGCCAGCAAGACUGGGCGGCAGCGUGGAUACUCGUGGGUCAGGCUAUACGCAUAUCCCAAUGUCUAGGAUUGGAUCAUCCGCCUUACUUGGCCACGGAUGCAGCAGAUGAAGCUCCAGCCACACGGUCCAAACACGUAAUUUUGGGCUGUUUUGUAUUGGAGACUUUGGUAGCCCUGCAGACAGGCCAGGUGCCUUCACUUCGUAGGAGUGACUUGGCAACUAUUGGCCCGAUCAAUGAAGAUGGGUUGGAAGAAUGGCAUCCUUGGGAAGAUCAGACAGGCCUUCGUCCGGUAGCCCUGACACGUGGAGCCUUCUAUCGAGGCCCUCUCCAUGCGUUGAGCACAUUCAACCGACUAAUCUCUUUGAUGUGUAUUCUAAAUGACCUGUGCUGCUUGAAACAAUCUCCCGUCGAUCCUGUUUCGCAUCUGGAGGGAUUGGAGCGACACCUGCAACUUUGGGUUUCCGCUCUUCCUAAAAGCUACCGUGUCGAUCUACAGAGGAAUUCGGAGCGACCAGCGUCACCACACAUCUUCUGUCUUGAAAUGAUGUAUGAAGGUGUCAUCACCAGUUUGAGCCUUCGUGUUACCAUUCAUGGAGGCGAUGGUAAUAUACGGUCAGUAUACAGAAAGCGCGCCACAGAUAGCUCGCAGAGGCUCCUUAUGCUGUUGCAGGCGUACAUGGAGAGCUACAGUCUUUCCGCAACCUGUCCUACUUUUGGAGUACUCCUCACGUCUGGCGUUCUCCGGGUAUGUACAAACAAUCAUUCUGCCUCAUUCGAUCUUGAGGCCGGUCUCAAGCAUAAACUACGCUCUUUUGCGUCCCAUCUCUCCACCGUGUGGGAAACGCAAGGCAAAACAACUGCAGACCAUGGCCUGCCCGAGAGAUCUCCAGAUGCAGGAGUGCAAGGACUACCUGAACCCCAUCGACAAGGAGCUUUGCCCACCGUGGACGCAGUUGCUCCGAGUACGCCCCAGCAUGCCAUACCCGGCUCUGAAAGCGCUGCAUAUCGAGCAAGUCUACUAACUGGGACCCGUGUCGGUCUGUCUGGGUCAGAUCCGUUCCUUUCAAAUCCCUGGAUGAGAACACCUUCCAACAUCGGAGACAGCGUCGCUUUGUCCCUGCCAACGCCAGCACCUUCAUUACAUGUAAACCAGACAGCAAAACCCUCAAGAACAGACCCUCAACUUAACGACACCGAAUCCCACAGGCCACGGACCUCCAUUUCAUCCUCCGCGAAAACAAUGAACGGAAGAACUAUGUUGUCCGACGUGACAUCCCCCUUCCCAACGAGCGCGCCUCAGUAUCCCCCAUCGUACGGCGAGCCGAAUCUCAACAUUGAUUCUUUGGCUGAUAUGGAUGGAUACGUGUCUCUGCGACGACCCCGGAUUGCUCCGGAUCUUGAUUCCUUGUUUGACGAGUUAGCGUCACUUGAUGGCACUGAGAAGACUGACAAUCUACCUGAAUUUAUGCAAAACCUCGGGUUUGCCCCUGAUGCAGGAGUUCCAGAGCUUUACUCGUACUCGAAUCAAGUGGAACCUUUUCUCCUCGCCCAAACGCAGCCACUCCGGGCCCUACGAGAGGAAUCACAGCCAGUCAACGAGAUGCAUUCAAACGCGAAAGAGAAGAACGGGUUCGAUGACGAUCAUUUUACUAGCUCUUAUGUUAUCUAG